This is a messenger RNA of Cryphonectria parasitica EP155, 258 nucleotides long. RefSeq lists its product as uncharacterized. The record is from RefSeq and is a predicted model, not a curated record. The annotation marks the transcript as partial. The transcript has a single exon. NCBI's taxonomy places the organism in Eukaryota, Fungi, Ascomycota, Sordariomycetes, Diaporthales, Cryphonectriaceae.
AUUAAGGCAUUUAUUGAUAAUAUUGUAAUCUUCUCAGAUUCGUUUGAAGACUAUCUGAAGCAUCUCAAUAUCGCUCUGAAUAUCUUUAACAGAAAGGAAAUCUCUAUUUCUCUUACAAAAAAUUAUAUCAGUUUUCUCUUAAUCAAACUUCUUAGCUUCUAUAUUAAUGCACUUAGCCUGUUUACUACAAAGAAAUGCACUGAAGCCUUUCGGAAGAUAAUCUUCUCUAGAAAUCUUAAGAAUCUUGAAACCUAUCUU